This is a messenger RNA of Orbicella faveolata, 2362 nucleotides long. RefSeq lists its product as uncharacterized. The record is from RefSeq and is a predicted model, not a curated record. NCBI's taxonomy places the organism in Eukaryota, Metazoa, Cnidaria, Anthozoa, Scleractinia, Merulinidae.
CCGGUACUCAUUUAUACACCAGGGUGGAAAGAGGCAUUGUGAGAGUAAAGUAUCUUGCCCAUGAACAGAACAGGAGGCCACCGCAACUCCGUAAAACCCGACUAAUCCCAUACCAAAUGCUCGCUUCUACAAAGUCCAAGUACUGACAAUGUAUUCAUACCACACACAUAUGCAAAACACUUUUCAUAAUAUUAACCGUAGCGUGACGCAUGAACUCGACGCAAACAGAGCCUAACAAAGUCAACAGUGUUUAUUAAAAUCUCUGCUAAUAAUGCGCUUCGCGGAUAGGAUAAAAACAGAUUAAUUAAAGCAUGCACACGAUAGUAGAUCUUUUAACCCUUUUAGUAGUUUCGGUGUUAUUUUAUUGCCAGCUGGGAAUUAAUAAAGACCACAGAAGUUAUACUAAUCAUAUUUCAACACAGUAAAUCUAAGAACGUUUUAAGGAUCUUUAUGACAGUAAGAGCACUUGUGUGUUUAUAACUAUGACAGGUCUAUUUUCGCGAAAAACACGGUCGUCAAGGACUUUUUAAAUUAUAAUAUUUGUUCCAUAAACGAAAACUUCUUGAAAGCACUUAGUUGCUCAUGCCAGCAAAUGUAACUUGCUUCUGCUAUUAUAUAAUGAGAAGUCCUUGAAAACUAAAUUUCGUGUUUCUUACUAAACACUUUCGUGACUCUAGAUUUAAAUUAAAGUGCAUGAGAAGUUGGCUUUGUGAUCAUCUGAGACGAUUCAAAUAUUAAUCUAAAUAUUGGGUUUUGUGAGAAACUCCUAGUUUUUCAUUGUGCCGAACAGUACAAAACUAAUCUUUUCACAACAUGUAUAAUUUUAACGUUUGUGUUUUUCUUGUUAAGUAUUGAAAACUGUGUGAACCAAUUUGUUGAUCAAAUUGGAGGUUCUCUUUAAUGGGACCUGUGUUAUAGUUACGAAAGAAGUUAGGAUUUACUGAGAGCCGUCGAUCAAAGGUUCUUGUGUUCUUGUUUUUAGAUGUCUUGUAAUAAGGCUGUAAAACUUUAACUAAGUGGAAAGCAAAGCACUAUGAGUAGAGAUCACAGGAAGAUUUCAAGGUCCUUCGAAGAACGUAAUAUCCUCGCUUCCACAUCGCGAGUCUCGCAAAUAUCCCAGGUUGACAAUGAACUAAAGCAGAAGUUACAAGCUAUUAACACUUCGCACAAGUUGUCAAACAAACGAAUCAAGAAUGAAACUCGCGAGCUUAAGGAAAUUUUACACGGUUUGCAAAGGGAGUUAAAAGUAUCGAAAGGAAACUACGGUCAAUAUGUUCCAUCUUUGAUCGAGCAGCCUCAAAGGAACCCCCGGAGAACAACAGUGAGUUCUGUUCCAUCUGAAGACAGGAAAGAAGUCGGUUUAGAGCGAGAUUUACAUGCACGCGGCGGAGAAAGAAAUUCAGGUGAAGAUGCUAUUCCAAGGAGACGAAGUGGAAGUUAUCCGCCAUCUUUUCACCUGCAUGAUGCAAAAAAACCCAAAGACGUUUUAGAUGACGAGCCCGCAGGCAAAGAGCUUGAAAAAGCAGGAGGCAAAGUUAAAGAUGUUGCCGAGCAAACAAAGAGUUCACAACAGACUGGUGAUUGGCAAAGUGAGCUUAACGCGCGCACACAAAACAGAACGGAGUUUCCUGAGAUUGAACAAGAUAAAUAUCCUCACAGGCGCAUUACGCGAGCUGAAAAUGAACAAAAACGUUUUGAGGAACGUUUUCCUAAAGAACCUCGGGAUCAAGGCGAAAGAAAAAGGUCGACGAGUGAUGCAUUUCGUGGUAGAUUUGUAAUAAACUCUGACAGCUGUUACACUGAUGCGAGCACAACGCGUAGAACUUCUAAAACUCAACAGAAAGGUGAUAGUGGUAGAGGACGGCUAAGGACGAGCGUUGUCGAGGAGUUUUCGUUGGUUCCGAGCCCGAACGAACCGCGGAAGACGAGUCUUAGUACACCUCAGUAUUCGUGGCAGAGGAAAGGCAGCAUUGGAGAUCGGAGAGGCAGCCCGAUGGCUGGUUCACCCGGCCGGUACGAUCUGCACGAUGCUGAAGUGGUCUUCGAUGCUCUGCCGGAUUACCUCGGGGGUCGAAGAUUAAGUGUUGCCCAUGGCAGGACUCGGAGAAUCUCCCGGGGCACCGGCCUUCCACCCUUGAGGGAGGGAGAAGUCACUCAGAAGUCGCAACAAGAAAAGUCUGGAGAAAAUUGGAGCGAUUUGUCCAAAUGCAGAUACUUAAGAAAGGAGGAGCAGGAAAUUAGCAUAGAUGAUAUAUUUAGCAAGGAAUAGAAGAAAAAAAAAAAACGUCAAGCUUAAAGAGCCGCCUUUGGAACGACCUCAAGAUACCAGUAAUGGGAAGUUUAUAUUUAUCACACAAAAAAA